This is a messenger RNA of Brassica oleracea var. oleracea, 1272 nucleotides long. RefSeq lists its product as uncharacterized. Gene Ontology annotation, biological process: double-strand break repair via homologous recombination; DNA replication; meiotic cell cycle. Gene Ontology annotation, cellular component: DNA replication factor A complex; nucleus. The transcript is spliced from 8 exons. NCBI's taxonomy places the organism in Eukaryota, Viridiplantae, Streptophyta, Magnoliopsida, Brassicales, Brassicaceae. Gene Ontology annotation, molecular function: damaged DNA binding; single-stranded telomeric DNA binding. The record is from RefSeq and is a predicted model, not a curated record. Bases 1 to 1272 code for a protein of 423 amino acids.
AUGAGAGCUGGUGGCAUUUACAGACUCAACAGCUUUUUCGGAUCUAACAACAAGACUUUGUAUCGUGUUGCGGAUCCAAGUUUCACCAUCACAUUCUCAUCGACUUCUGUCCUCUCUGAUCUAGAGGACAGUUCGGCAUGUUUCCCUGAGGAUCGUUUCCGGUUCCAUGGAUAUGAGGAGUUCGAUGCUGCCUGCGACUUGCGAGGGGAUCUUUAUGAUUAUGUUGGCCAUAUCAAGCUUGUGAAUGGGCAGGUUCUCAGUGACACUCUCGUGCUAGAUGAUGCCGAAAUAGCUUCUUCGCGCCGAGUUCUGCUUCAUGUUCAAACACAUGACGAUCUAGUGAUGAAGUUGUACCUAUGGGACAGGGCUGCCUCCGAUUUCAGUGAGAGAUUCAAAGCAUCUGGAGGAACUGCACAUGUUAUUUUAGUCACUACCUUGAACCCAAAGCGACUUGGAGGUGCUCUAGCUCUCUCCUCCAUGACGCCAUCACGUGUGUUUUUGGACACUGAUGUCCAAGCAACCCGAGAUUAUCUCACUUGGAUGAACACGAAUCUAGAUGUUGCUAACAGAGUUGACGCAGACAUUGUCACUAAGACUGAGACAAUGACCAUAGGCGAGCUAUUUUCCUAUAUGAAGCAGGAAGAUGCGAAGGUUGUUCAGUACCAAUUGGUUGCUUGGUUUGAGUGCAUAGCAACCAUUGGAGAUGUUGCGCACGGCUCAUCAUGGUAUUACAUAGGCUGUGGUGGGUGCCACACUAAGGCAACCAAAGGGCCUACUAGCCUUAUGUGUAAGAAAUGUGGGAAAACCGAAAUUGUUGGUGUUGCACAGUACUUGGCGAAGAUCUCCGUGUAUGAUAAUGAUGAUCAAGCGUCUUUUGUGCUCCUUGGUGGUGCUGGAUAUGAGUUAUCUGGUAAGAAAGCUUCUGAAUUGGUUGAGGAUUAUUUCGAGGCCAAUGAGGAUGUAGGGGAUGAUCACUUGGUUCCGGUACCUCAAGCUCUUAUCGAUACCAUAGGACAGACCCGCAAAUUCGUUGUGAAGGUGUCAAAUCACAAUUUAACUGGCCAGACCCAAGCUUUGACUGUGACAAAGGUGCUCACUCCAGAAGUUCCAGAAGUUGAAGCCAAUUUCGAAGGAAAUGUGGCUGUACCAGACGCACAAGAAACUUUGGACAAGGAAGUUGCUGGUGAUGGUCCUUCCACAUUCUUUGGGAGUGUGAAGAGGGCUGCUGGUCAGGCUGACGCAGAGGAUCCCAAGCGAGCAAGAAGUGGCUAG